Dicentrarchus labrax (European seabass) is the source of this 4700-nucleotide messenger RNA. RefSeq names its product caveolae-associated protein 1. Bases 350 to 1759 code for a protein of 469 amino acids. Gene Ontology annotation, biological process: transcription initiation at RNA polymerase I promoter; termination of RNA polymerase I transcription. Gene Ontology annotation, molecular function: rRNA primary transcript binding. The record is from RefSeq and is a predicted model, not a curated record. Gene Ontology annotation, cellular component: cytoplasm; caveola. NCBI's taxonomy places the organism in Eukaryota, Metazoa, Chordata, Actinopteri, Moronidae. The transcript has 2 exons.
GGGGAGUGGGAGCAGGAGAGAAAAAAACCCUGCUGGCCGUAGCUUGACUGGAGUGUUUCUCUGCCUGGUGUGGCAUUCACAUCCUAACGCUCAUGUGGUAACAUCCAGCAUCGCUUGGCUCCCCCUGCUCACUGGCCUGAUUCCAGGGAUUUGAAGGAGACAGACUGAGAAAGAGAGUCAGUGUGCAUGUAUUCUGGAAAGAGAUAAGUGAAGUAGGAGGGAAUAAGACCAGAGGCCCGGAGAAGAGAAGAAAGGGAGAAGCAGGUGAGAAAGCAAACUGUCGAAAAAGUCUAGAAUCUAGAAGAACCAGCAGUGAAGAAACACUGAUUAGCCGACUAAAUCCACUGACAUGGCAGCCAUGGAAGCACUGGAAUCCUCAAGUGCCCAGCUGGAGCCUCAGACCCUCACUGAGAUCUCAGAUGACGAGGUGAACCUCCCACCCUCAGAUGACGAAGAUGAUGCCCUCACUGCAGCCAAGAAAGAGCUGUCCACCAUGGGCACUGAGGGGGAUGCAGCCGAAGACAAGGAUGAGGCAGGAAAGCACGACCAGCAGGUGAAUGGGGUCAUGGUGCUGUCUUUGCUCGACAAGAUCAUCGGGGCGGUGGACCAGAUCCAGCAGACCCAGAGCGGGCUGGAAGCCAGGCAGCAGGAGAUGGAGCGUUCUGUGACUAGCAUCCAGGGUGAGCUGACCAAACUGGCCAAGAGUCACAGCACCACAUCUAAUAGCGUCAAUAAGAUGAUGGAGAAGGUGCGCAAGGUGAGCGUCAACGUCAAGACGGUGCGGGCCAACCUGGAGAAGCAAGGAGGACAGAUCAAGAAGCUGGAGAACAACGAGGCUGAGCUGCUGAAGAGACGCAACUUUAAAGUCAUGAUCUACCAGGAUGAAGUGAAGGUUCCCUCAAGACUGAGCGUUUCUAAAUCCAUGAAAGUUUCUGAGUCUGUGUCAGGGAGCAGAGGAGGCAGCCUGCUAGAGCUCAAGGAAGCUGCGGAGGAGCCUGGAGAGGAGGGAGGAGAAGAAGAGAAGGAAGACAAACCUCAUGUAGACCUCUCAUCAGAUGAGGAAGGGUUUGCAAUUGAAGAGACCAUAGAGGAGUCUCGUGCUGAGCGCAUCAAGCGUAGCAGCCUGCAGCGUGUACAAACCCUGAAGACAGUCUUCUCAAAAGAGAAGAUGGAUAAGACCAGAGCAAAGACCAAAGAGAACCUUGAGAAGACUAGACAAAAAACCAAGGAGAACCUGGAGAAGACAAAGCAGAAGACAAAAGAUAACCUGGAAAAGACCAGGCAGAAAACCAAGGAGAAUUUAGAGAAGACCAAGCAGAAGACCAAGGAAAACCUGGAGAAGACACGCCACAACAUUGAGAAGAAAAUGGGAAAGCUUGGAACGCGCAUGAGUGUCAACCCUGAACGCAAGCAGAAGAUGCAGACAUCCCGUGACAAAAUGAAGAAGGCCUUCACGCCAGACCAUGUCGUUUAUGCCCGGUCCAAGACUGCGGUAUACAAGGUGCCCCCUUUCACCUUCCACGUCAAGAAAGUCCGUGAGGGCGCUGUUGAGGUGGUCCAAGGCACAGAGAUGGUGGAGGUGUCUCAAGAUGCUGAGCACUUCAGUGGGGUGGAUGGGGAUGUUGAGGAGGGCGCAGUUGAGGUUGAGAUGGAGAUGAUGAAUGGUGGAGGCGAUGAGGAAGAGGCUGAGGAUGAUGAAGAGGAAGACAGCCAAGAUGUCCUUCAGGAGAAUGAAGACAGAGAUAGAGACAGCGACUAGAUAAAGGAAUUUGCCAUGAUCCCAAGAAAAUCCUUGGCACCAACCCUGAGGUUCUUUUGUAAAAACAGAAUAAAUUGAGAUCGCUAAAGAAUAAUUACAACUUGGGUCUUAUUUUUAUAAUUUUGGCCAUUAUUCCAAUCAGUUACGAUAACUUUGUACUCACCCCAAAAAUGGGUUGGACUUAGGGAGGGUCACCUCUGCAGUUCCCUUAGAUAUGUGCAGAGUUUCUUACAUCUUUAUGGUGGUGAUUUUAGGUUUUCAGCCCACAACUUUUUCUUUCAGUCUAGCCGUUCUCAUCAAUCUAGUCUCCAGCAGUAAGAACAACCUACUUUAGGUCAAAAAGUUCAGAUAAACCUAAUGUACACUACUUGCCCAGCACCAAGCAGCAAACAGACACAGUUAGAGACUAGCUGGUGAACAUAGUGGAGCAUUUAGCAGCUAAAGAAUGUGAUAUUUUUCUUAAGAGUUUGUAGAACCCCAACCAAAGCGAAUUGGAGUAUUGGACACAAACACUACUCCAAAUUGAAUGCUAGAAAAGAAAACUCUUUGCUAACACGUCUGCCACAUCAACUUUAUAUAGUGAUGACAUGUCAAGGGCGUGUUUACAGCAAGUUGUGCUGCCAUUAAGUGGACAAAAAGUUACCAAAAAGCAAAGGCUUAGGAAAACUGUACACAUUGAGAGUGGAAGGAACUGGGAAUCAGUGGGUGCCCAGUACCAAGCUAUUUUUUCCUCAGGUUAAUCUGACCAUGGGCUUCUGCACUCCCAGAUCACCAGUCAACUUGGUCAAGACAGUGUUUUAUUACCAAUAGGAAUGAUGACCAAAACUACUGAAAUAAAACUGAAGUUAUAAAAAAAAUGGAAUAAUCAUUUAACAACUUACUUUUACUUUAUUUGACUACAGGUUGUGUUCUUUAAAACAACACAAUAAAAAGGUUAACUUGAAAACCUUUCCAUAUUUGCAAAAGCACCAUAAGGGUUGUUCAAAGUCCAUUUGUAUUCGGAUGGUGUACGUGAUCAUGAAAAUGGAAAGAAAAUAAAAUGGGAAGAGGAAACAGGAAAUAACUUUGUUGUGGGAGGGGCUUUUGAAAGGGGGUGGGGCAGUGGCAGAACUGACACAAUAAUGAAAUCAUUAGGAGGGGUCACCCUCACUCCCAUUGUAAGAAAAUUUAAUUUGUCAGCAUUUCUUUUCCUGUUUCAUUUUUUAAAAUCAAGACGCUAAUCACUCACACCUAGUGGGAUGAGAAUAUGGAUACGACUCGUCUCCUGUCCACUGAUUUUCAAUUUGUUGAACGUAAAGAAAAAUUAUCUCAUGGGCCGUGGGUAGCAGAUUCCUAAUGGCCAAAUAAUUCAUUAAUACACUGAGUAUAUAUCCAUGCUUAUCCAGAAAUGUCUUGUUUUUUUAGAAAUAUUUUACAUAUCACAGAUGCAAAACUAUACCCUCCACCCCAUUCAUUGUUCAGCGGUUUAAAUACUGGGUUAUAUCUUCCUCUGCUUACUUUAGUCAUUAUUUAGAACCGCAGUGAUUCUGUUGUAAUUUCAAGGUUUUGAUGAGUUCACAGUUAAAAAUGUGUGUAUGAUUUUGUAUGUGAUCACAAUUUACACUAAUGUCCUCUCCAAUAUUGACAGAAUGUAGCCUCAUUGUUGUCAUUUCUGCACACCUUGUUUCAUGCUUAUGUUACAUUUUAUUGCCAGUGUUCCCAACAAAUAACCAGCACCCAUGAAAAUGAAGGUCUGCAAAAAACACAAGGCAGAGACAGCUCAUUCAUAGGUCCAUUGCAUUUCACUUACCAGUAGUAUUCAUUUUGAUUAUAUUCUCAUGAGAACUUUCUUCUUAUGUGCUAUUUAAAGAUGUGUUUCAUAAAUAAACUGAGAUAAGGACCAAUACUUUCAGCAAGUCUCACUAACCUCUAGUAGAACCAGUUUAGGCUCUUAUCAGUGCUGUGUACUCUCGGUCCAGUCUAUUCACAAGAUUAAUUUCAAGUGUGUGUUAUUGCUGUGGUCUGACACUGACCCCUAGUGUCCAGCCAUCUCACUGUCACUUUCUCUGCUCCAAAGUAUUAAAUGUGCAUUUCUCCACAUCUCCAAACUGUUCUCCACACAGGUUUUCCUUUAUUGUCCACAUUUACUUGUUUGUAACAAGAUGUAUAAAUGUGUUUUAUAUAUUCGCCACUACUGGUGGUAUAUCAUGAGUGCCUUCCAAGAAUCAAUUCAAGAACUAAUGUUUGUCACUCUUGAAUGUUCUGCUCCAGCUGCAUUUUUAUAGCAAGAUAAAUUUCCAUCCACCUAUGCAAACUAGUCCUGGUCAGGGUAACAGGAGCUGGAAUCUAUCCCGGCAUACUGAAGGUCAGCAUUCUAUCAAAGGGUUAACAUAGACAGACACAUUUGUGAAUGUUGUGAGAAAAUACAGUUUUAUAUAACUGAGUGCCAAAGUUGCCAAGUAUUUGUACUGUCAAAGUGUUCUUUCUCGCUCAGACACGUCACAGUUUUGCUUGUGUUAGUAUUUUUUGUAUAUAAUGUGAAUCACUGCUGAUGCAGAUCAUCAUGCAUUUUGAUUUAAUUUCCAGAGAUCCUCUUGCCUUCUGUUGCCUCUUCUGCAUUUAGAACAGCCACUUGCGCCAAAUAAUUUUGAUGCUUGCACAGAUUUCACAGAACAACAAGUGACCUUCUACAUGUAAACAAGCAUAAAAUAUUCUAGCUUUUUGAUGCACAACUGUGGAAGAGAAUUCUUUCAGUGGUUUAUUUCUCAGGCAUUCAAAGGGGAUUAAUGUCUGUCAAAGCACUAACAACAUACAGCUGUGCUGAGGCCUAUGUCAAUAGAACACAAAAUGUAGUUCAUACUUAACUGUUUCCUUGCUUUUGUUUUGUUGGUAACUGAUUCCUGUAUAAUGUUUAAUUGCUUAACCACUAAUGAUUUAAAUAAUAAAAGCUAUUUGGUUCACA